GACGAAAGAAAGGAUAAACAUGCUUUUAUUUUGGAAGCAACACUAAGAAGUGCAAAAAUGUUCAAAACGGAAGAUCGUCAUCGAUUCAUUUCGUCAUCAACACGCGACUUUCGAGCACGCAGUCGAGUGUUUUCUUGCGAACAGACAAGAUAAAGGAAGAUGCCUGCUCAGAAGGAAGAGGAGGACAGGAGGUCGACAACUCAGGAGGAAGAGGAGGACAGAAGGUCGACAACUCAGGACGAAGAGGAGGACAGAAAGUCGACAACUGAAGAGGAAGACGAGGACAGGAAGCAGACUGUUGAGGAGGAAGAGGAGGACAUGAAGCAGACUGUUGAGGAGGAAGAGGAGGACAUGAAGCAGACUGUUGAGGAGGAAGAGGAGGACACAACAAUCAGAGAUGAUGGCGAUGCAGUAGAAAUAAGGCAGAAAAAGAGAACUCUUAAAGGGGCAGCACUGACUUCUUCCUCAGACAGGAAGUGUGUUCCAGGGAUUUUGUACCUGGGUCACAUUCCUCCGAGAUUCCGGCCUAAACACCUGAGGAACCUGAUGUCCGUCUACGGCGAGAUUGGACGUGUUUUCCUGCAACCCGAAGAUGGCGAGGUCAAGAAGCGGAAGAGGAAGGCCGGGUCAAGGAGGUGCGACUUCACCGAGGGCUGGGUUGAGUUUCGGGACAAACGCGUGGCCAAGCGAGUGGCGGCGUCUCUCCACAACACUCCCAUGGCCACAAGGAAACGCCAGACAUUCACAUCAGACCUGUGGUGCAUAAAGUACCUGCACAGGUUCCAGUGGACACACCUGAGCGAGCGUCUGGCCUACGAGCAGAUGGUUCUAAAGCAGCGCCUGCGGACUGAAGUGUCGCAGGCCAAGAGGGAGACCAACUUCUACCUGGACGCCGUGGACAAGAGCGCUCACAUGGACAAAGUGAGGAAGAGAAAGAAGGACGACGCACAGCAGGUGGAGGAGCGCACCUGGGACUUCACACAGCGGCAAACGGAGGAGGAGAUCCAGAAGAAGAAGAAGAAACGAAAAGACGCAGUUAGCCAGAAGCAGCAGGACAAGGACCGCCUCCACCAGCAAAAGAGCCAAUCAAAUGUCUCCUUGCUGGCAAAGAUUUUUAACAGCCAACAGCCUUAGCAUCUUUCUGUACAAUAAAUACUCCUGUCGGUUUGACUUACACAGGCUUUUAUUUUGAAGAGCAGUGGACUAUAUGAAGCUCCUGUAGGGGGCAACAGUGAGUUUGCGACAUAAAGGCAUGUGUCGUCAGAUUAUGUUGCUGGAAGGACAAUAAUAUAUUUCUCUUGGCUGUAAAGAUACAAAGUGUAGGGAAAAUUAAUUAAUUGUUUUUUAACCCUUGUGUAAUGUUCAUAUUGUUACUCAGUCAGCGUUUGCAGGUCUAAUGGACCUGUUGCAUUUUUUGGCUUUUAAUGCCUCACAAUCAAACACUUUUAUGUUAAAAUACUGAACAUAUGUUUAUCUGUUCAGUUUCUUAACAUAAAAGUGUUUGAUAGUGAGGCAUUAAAGGCCGCAAAAUGCAAAGGGUCCAUCAGAAGUCCCAAACGCUUUUAUGUUAAAUUACUGAACAGAUGUUUACCUUAUCCCAAUAAACAUCUGUUCAGUAUUUUAACAUAAAAGUGUUUGAUUGUGAGGCAUUAAAAGCCACAAAAUGCAACGGGUCCAUCAGAACCCACAAACGCUGGCUGACUAACAACAAUAUGAACGUUGCGUGGAAAAUUUCUCUGCCAGUUUCUGCAUCCCACAGGGAUUCUUCUUUUGUGUUUCUGCACCUGCGGUUCCCACACAAGGUUUCAACACUGUCUGCUCUCAUUUUUUUGCACAUUUUGACCCCCUGAUUGUUUAUGUACCUACACUGUCCUCCUAUUUAGGCCUUGUGUGUGUGUUUGUGUUACACAGAACAUCAAUUUCCACACUCCUAUUAGCCCUGGGUCUAGUGGACCCAGACAUCUUAUAUGUAAUGGAAAUGUGUAGGUCUCUGCCAGUUUCUCCAUCCCACAGGGAUUCUUUUGUGUUUCUGCACCUGCGGUCCCCACACAAGGUUUCAACACUGCUCUCAUUUUCUCGCACAUUUUGACCCUCUGAUUGUUUGUGUACCUACACUCUGUCCUCCUGUCUAGGCCUUGUGUGUGUGUUACACAGAACAUAAAUUUCUAAACAAUUUCUAAAAUUGAUGAAAGGGGCGGUAUAGCUCGGUUGGUAGAGCGGCCAUGCCAGCAACUUGAGGGUUGCAGGUUCGAUCCCCGCUUCAGCCAUCCUAGUCACUGCCGUUGUGUCCUUGGGCAAGACACUUUACCCACCUGCUCCCAGUGCCACCCACACUGGUUUGAAUGUAAAAAUUAGAUAUUGGGUUUCACUAUGUAAAGCGCUUUGAGUCACUAGAGAAAAAGCGCUAUAUAAAUUUAAUUCACUUCACUUCCACACUUCUAUUAGCCCCGGGUCUAGUGGACCCAGACAUCUUAUAUAUAAUAGAAAUGUGUAGGCCUCUGCCAGUUUCUGCAUCCCACAGGGAUUCUUCUUUUGUGUUUCUGCACCUGCGGUUCCCACACAAGGUUGCAACAUUGUCAACACUGUCUGCUCUCAUUUUCUCACACAUUUUUACCCUCUGAUGUUCUGUGUACCUACACUCUGUCCUCCUCCUGUCUAGGCCUGCUGUGUGUGUUAGUUACACAGAAAGUCAAUUUCCACACUUCUAUUAGCCCCGGGUCUAAUGGACCCAGACAUCUUAUAUGUAAUAGAAAUGUGUGGGAGGGGGUGUAUGGUGUGUGGUCAUUAAAUAUGUAUUCUGA
Molecule: messenger RNA, 2801 nt
Organism: Nerophis ophidion (straightnose pipefish)
Lineage: Eukaryota; Metazoa; Chordata; Actinopteri; Syngnathiformes; Syngnathidae
Product: activator of basal transcription 1-like
Exons: 5
Coding region: 160-1134 (324 amino acids)
Biological process (GO): endonucleolytic cleavage to generate mature 5'-end of SSU-rRNA from (SSU-rRNA, 5.8S rRNA, LSU-rRNA); small-subunit processome assembly; endonucleolytic cleavage in 5'-ETS of tricistronic rRNA transcript (SSU-rRNA, 5.8S rRNA, LSU-rRNA)
Cellular component (GO): nucleolus
Molecular function (GO): RNA binding
Source: RefSeq, a predicted model, not a curated record